Messenger RNA from Helobdella robusta, 2016 nucleotides. RefSeq lists its product as hypothetical. Bases 1 to 2016 code for a protein of 671 amino acids. The record is from RefSeq and is a predicted model, not a curated record. NCBI's taxonomy places the organism in Eukaryota, Metazoa, Annelida, Clitellata, Rhynchobdellida, Glossiphoniidae. The transcript has 16 exons. Gene Ontology annotation, molecular function: ATP binding; protein serine/threonine kinase activity; tau-protein kinase activity. Gene Ontology annotation, cellular component: cytoplasm. Gene Ontology annotation, biological process: intracellular signal transduction; microtubule cytoskeleton organization; protein phosphorylation.
AUGACGCAUCGCGAUGAUUUGUAUGUUGGGCCCUACCGGUUGGAAAAAACUUUAGGAAAAGGACAAACAGGUUUAGUGAAGUUAGGGGUCCACUGUGUUACAGGCAAAAAGGUGGCAAUUAAAAUUGUCAACAGAGAAAAACUUACUGAAUCAGUUCUCAUGAAGGUUGAAAGAGAGAUUGCCAUUAUGAAAUUAAUAGAGCACCCGCAUGUUUUGGCCUUAUAUGACAUAUACGACAACAAAAAAUAUUUAUACCUGGUGCUGGAACAUGUGAGUGGGGGUGAGUUGUUUGAUUAUUUGGUCAAAAAAGGUCGACUGCCUCCUAAAGAGGCUCGAAGAUUUUUCAGGCAGAUCAUAUCCGCCCUCGACUUUUGCCAUAGCCACUCUGUCUGCCAUCGCGAUUUGAAGCCGGAGAACUUACUAUUGGAUGAUAAGAAUAACAUUAAAGUGGCCGAUUUUGGAAUGGCCUCCCUACAAAUAGAAGGCUCCAUGCUCGAGACCAGUUGUGGGUCGCCGCAUUAUGCUUGCCCAGAAGUUAUUAGAGGUGAGAAGUAUGAUGGAAGAAAAGCUGAUGUCUGGAGUAGCGGUGUGAUACUGUAUGCCUUGCUUGUUGGUGCCUUACCAUUCGACGAUGACAACCUUCGACAGUUGCUAGAGAAAGUUAAGCGUGGCAUAUUCCACAUACCGCAUUUUGUAACUAUGGAAUGCCAAAACCUUCUGAGGGGUAUGAUAGAGGUGGAGCCUAAUAAGAGAUUGACACUGCAACAAAUACAGAAGCAUCCUUGGACUACUGUACCCCCUCAUGGUUUAUCAUACACUUUCCCCAAACAGACUUCCGUCAUUCCGUCGGCCGAGGAUGCAGAUCCCGACGUCCUGGGCACGAUGACGUCACUGCAGUGUUUUCGGGAUAGGGAGAGAUUAAUUAAGGAAUUAACUAAUCCCUAUCACAACACAGAGAAGGUUGUGUACUUUUUACUGUUGGAUAGAAAGUUGAGGAGGCCAACAAAGGAUGACGAUGAUGACGUCAAACAUAAGGCUGUCGUUUCCGGCUUCGACCCGCCGCAGAAGAGAAUAGAUGUCAACCCGUUGUGCACGUCGAAGGGGGCACCGAGGUUGUCCCUGGGCAGUUUGAGUGAGGGCUCGCCCCUGGCACCCAGGAGAGCCCUAGCUGUCCAUCAUCUCGGCGCUAAACAUGCCAAUCCCCUUCUUGCCAGUAACGGUAGUACUAACAAUAGUAACAGCAGUAUCGUCAGUAACGAUGGUAGUAACGGGGCUGCUACUACUACUAAUACUGCCACCACUACUACUACUACUACCACUUCACAUGGAUCAUCAUCAUCGUCGUCGUCAUCAACAUCGGUACAGCAGCAACAGUGGAAGAGUAGGUUGUACGCGUUGAAAAAUAGCUUCCUUGGCUCUCCUAAGUUUCAUAGGAAGAAAAUGAUUGCUCCAUCACAAGAGGAUCUCACACCGUCAACAUCAUCAACUGAAUUCACAAAGAGGUCCUGGUUCGGAGUGCUGGUAGGUGCAAACAACAGAAGCGAUCAGUACUUUGUGAUGAUAAAGGAUAGGACAGUGCCGCAGAUUAAAGCCGACCUCAUUCACGCAUUCCUCUGUACACAGGACCUCGUCCAUAGGGUGAUAACAGCCACGUCGUUUCGAGCAGAGUACCACCAGUCAUCCCCGUCGUCCGUAUUCAACAGGACAGUUCGACUCCAGGUCGAUAUCUCCAGGGUUAACACUAACAACCCCACCAUCACCAACAACCACAACAGCAACAACAACAAUAAUAAUAAUCGCAAUAAUAAUGGUAAUAAUAAUAAGAGUGGUGGUGGUGAUUUUGGCAGUGGCUUGGUCGUCGUUAAUGAUAAUUAUGAUGAUGGUGACGAUGAUGGUGAUGAGUUGGGUGGGGGAGGCUGCUAUCCUGAUGAUGAUCCUAUCAAGUCGAAGCAACGACAUCAGCAGCAGUUGAUACAUUGUCUGGCUUUCACCCUGCUGUCUGGUUGGUUUGGUUAA